Molecule: messenger RNA, 1434 nt
Organism: Caenorhabditis remanei
Lineage: Eukaryota; Metazoa; Nematoda; Chromadorea; Rhabditida; Rhabditidae
Exons: 8
Coding region: 1-1434 (477 amino acids)
Cellular component (GO): lysosomal membrane
Source: RefSeq, a predicted model, not a curated record
AUGGUGGAUCGACUCGGUUCGGUGAACCCUCCGAAACCGGCAAAUGCGGCAGAAGCUGCCCAAUUGGCUGUCCGACAGAAGAACUUCAAUAGGACCUGUUGCAACAUGUGCCACAUCAAACUAGGAGCCGCAUUUCUGGGUGUUAUCGAAGCGAUUAUUGCAGUUUCAGUACUGAUUGGAGCAGUGCAGCAAGUGUUAUGGAAGAAUCAACACUCAUCGUCUUGUGCAAAAAACAUAUUCCGAGACUGUUUAAUAUACCAAUUCAACCAUUUCAACGUCACUCUGAUAUUCGAUUACGUCGUCAUUCUCAUGAUGGUUCUCAUCUUAUUCUCUGUGAUUUGUCUUUUCUUUGGAGUUGCCAGUGACACUUCAUGUCUUAUUCUUCCACAUAUUGUAGUUCAAGCUAUAUUUUUAUUAUUCUCUGUUGGAUAUUUCGUACUUUAUGCUUUUUCAUAUUUUUAUGGAGAUCUGAUUGUCCAUCAUAGGACUUUUAUGAUCCAGUCAAUGUUUGAACGUAUGUGGUUGGCCGGUUUGCUACUAGUGCUAGCCGCAUUACAAAGCUAUUUGUUUUCCUCAGUGAUCCGAUGUAGCUUAUACUUGGCCGACAUCGAAGAUAAUCGUCGACGGAGAGAAUCAGCAUUCGAGAGAUGCAGUGAACGAGUUCGAAUAGCCAAAGAGAAUGGUUUAUGGAGAACAACAAGUUGGGGCGGGGGAUUCCAACAGUACAAAGGACAAUACGAUCGUCCGAAAAAAGAAGUUAAGAACAAAGGAUUCCACGUUCAAUGGAAUACAGAUGUGGAAGCUGGAAAACGGGGAAGCUUCAAGAAAGAUGCGAUGGAGCUGGCGAGAAUCGAAUCAGUGGAAACGCCUCCAUUGAGUCCAAUUCCUGAAGAUGAAAUCAAAGAACCAUCACCUUCAAAAGUGGUUCAUAAAUUGAACAGAAGUUCAUCGAAAUCAGAAGAGAGAAGAGGUUCAGCUACGUCUACUGGAUCACAUAGAGUUAAUAGAGGAGUAUCUGAAACACCAACAAAGAAAGAGAUCAAACAACAACCAAGAUCUGUUAAAAAGACAGCAUCUGAAGGAACAAGUAGAAUCGAAGAAGACUUGAGGAGGAUGUCAUCGACAAAAGAACAUCAUCACAAAGAACACCUUCAUCGGGCUGAAUCGAAAGAAUCUCCGAGUAUGCCGAAACGACAUGCAAAAUUGAAACCGACGGAAAGUUCAAGAGACUCUCAAAAGACUCCAACAACUACAAGACGACCUUCUUUAAAAAAGAACAGAAGUGUUGAUAGUGGAGAUCAAUAUGAUGAGGUUGCUGUAUUUUAUAAAGAGAAACACCAUAGGAGGAGAUCAUCAGAUCAUGGACACGGGGCACAUUCAAGGAGUAAAAUGAGCAGGUCACCAGAGAAAUCACGGUCUCAUGGAAAGCAUUGA